This is a messenger RNA of Dimorphilus gyrociliatus, 1073 nucleotides long. The record is from the annotation of a GenBank genome assembly. NCBI's taxonomy places the organism in Eukaryota, Metazoa, Annelida, Polychaeta, Dinophilidae.
AACUAAGAACGCCGGGAAGUGAAAUAUUUUCUCGACCACAUUUUUGAGGUAGGAAAAAUCGAUCAGUCUUGCGAAACUGAUACUUAAGAGGAGUAACAAAUCACAAUUGGAGCAUUUUGUUGAAAUUAGCACUUGAAUAGCUCAGAAAUAUCAAAGGAAAUUAUUAUUUAAAUUAGAAUCCUUUUACUUCAUCCUAAUUACGUUGGGGCUUUAAAUUUCGCAGUUAUGGGAAUAUUUAGCAAACUUGCCGAAUGGCUAGGUGUCAAGAGAAAAGAAUGCAACAUAGUUGUAGUAGGCUUAGAUAAUAGUGGAAAGACCACUAUUCUGAACAAAUUGAAGCCGGAUGAUUCACAGACUUCUGAUAUUGUACCAACUAUCGGUUUCAAUGUGGAGAAUUUUUCAUCCAAAUCACUACAAUUCAAUGCCUUUGAUAUGUCAGGCCAAGGCCGUUAUCGUAACUUAUGGGAACAUUAUUAUAAAGAUUGUCAGGGUGUGAUAUUUGUAAUUGACAGCGCUGAUAAAUUACGAAUGCCCGUAGCAAAGGACGAAUUGGACCAGCUGAUUCAACAUCCAGAUUUAGUUUCAAAAAGAGUACCAGUUUUAUUUUUUGCAAAUAAAAUGGAUCAUAGGGACGCAUUAUCUAGUGUCAAAUGCUCGACACUGCUGAAGUUGGAUGAAAUAAGCAACAAACCAUGGCAUAUUUGCGCAAGUAAUGCGAUAACAGGAGAAGGUCUUGAUGAGGGUGUAAACUGGCUUUCAGAUCAAAUAAAGUCAUACCUAAGAGAUCUCGAAAGAAGAAGAAGAUAAGAAAUUUGAUCUCAAAAAUCAGAUUCUAAAUUGACAUAAUAUGUUCUGUUUUUUUUUCGUCUUUAUUGUCUGUGAUAAUAAUUAAACCAUUAAUUAAUUAAUUUGUCAAAAUUAUAAACGAAACUUUUCAAUGAUUGAUUGAUUAUGUUCAACAUAAAUUUCAAUCGAAAAACAAUGUAUCUGUCUUUGCCGUGGAGUCACAGCUCUAACUAGGAAAACUAUACAAUAAAGUGUAAGACAUUUAAUAAAUUUAAACCAAAAAUUCG